AUGGAGAACCUUCAAGCCAAAGGAGGCUUUCUCCCAGGGCUCUUCCCUUCUCGCAAGAAAACUGAAUCGGCCUCAGUGAACUCGAAAGACAUGGCUGGACCUAAACCUCUCCCCUUCUUCAAGCGACUUCCUGAUAAUGUCCGCAACCACUUCAUUGCCAUGGUGGGCGAGUUCAUUGGGACGUUUCUCUUUUUGUUCAUUGCCUUCGCUGGUACCCAGGUGGCCAACACACCUCAAACCACAACCGGCUCCCAGAGCACAGACCUUCCUCAAGGCCCCGAUCCUUCACAGCUUAUGUACAUCAGUCUCUGUUUUGGCUUUUCGCUAGCUGUCAAUGCAUGGGUCUUCUACAGAAUAUCGGGUGGCUUGUUCAACCCUGCUGUUACACUUGCACUUUGCCUGAUUGGUGCAGUGCCCUUUGCACGAGGUGGUUUUGUCUUCAUUGCACAAAUGUUAGGAGCUAUGGCAUCGGCUGGCGUUAUUGCCGCGCUUUUUCCCGGUCCUCUAGCCGUAACUACGAGCUUGAGCGGAGGAACGAACCUCGCCCAAGGGGUGUUUAUCGAGAUGUUUCUGACUGCACAACUUGUUUUCACAAUCAUUAUGCUCGCGGCGGAAAAGCACAAAAGCACAUUCAUCGCACCAAUUGGUAUCGGGCUGUCCCUUUUCAUUGCUGAGUUAGCAGGAGUAUACUAUACUGGCGGAUCUCUCAACCCUGCCAGAAGCUUUGGACCGUGCGUGGCAAACCGAUCGUUUCCCAGCGAACAUUGGGUCUACUGGGUAGGACCGAUUCUGGGAGCCCUGCUUGCAGCAGGAUUCUUCUGGUUCAUCAAGUCCUGCGAGUACGAGACUGCAAAUCCGGGUCAGGACUUUGACGACCUCGAAGCCAACGUUUAUAAACCUGAGGAGGAACUCCGGCGUCCAUCUAUCAGUCAUGGUGAUCCCACCUUGAGGGUCCUCUCCCAUGUGUCAGAGGAUCGAGCAAGCGCGGCCUCGCCAAUUCUGGGCGAUAGGGCUGAAUCUCCAAACUCUACCCGUGUCCAGACCACGCAAAAUUGA
Messenger RNA from Endocarpon pusillum Z07020, 1056 nucleotides. RefSeq lists its product as uncharacterized. Gene Ontology annotation, biological process: transmembrane transport. Lineage: Eukaryota; Fungi; Ascomycota; Eurotiomycetes; Verrucariales; Verrucariaceae. Gene Ontology annotation, molecular function: water channel activity. Gene Ontology annotation, cellular component: plasma membrane. The transcript is spliced from 4 exons. The record is from RefSeq and is a predicted model, not a curated record. The coding region runs from base 1 to 1056 and encodes 351 amino acids.